CACACUUUUUCUGUUACAAACUGACACCGGCCCCCCAUCAGAGAAGGGAAACGUUAUGUGGCCCUCACAGGAAAAGGUUUGGGGACCCCUGUUGUAGAGGGAUCCAAUUUUGAUGCGAGGACGCCUCACUCGCUAUCAAAUAAAAUUCUAUCAAUGAGGUAGUGAAGGAACCACCAAUAUGUGCAAAGAGCCACAUACGCAAUCCCAGUCGGGAGUUUGGAUUCUUCCUUGAUCCGGCGAGCUAUUUGUGCACUCGCUCCUGACCCCGCACGCCAUCUGAGCUGGCCUUAAUCAUGUAACGUCCUCUCCGUAAUGGAUUGGUGCGUGGCAACGUUUGACCCUCUGAUGGCGACGCGGGCGCUCGUUUGUCUGCCCCGACAACGUGACCUUCGUUUGCCCAAGAAGAUCAAUUUGCACACAAAGGCCCGAGCGACAUUUACGGUUCUGUCAAGUACCUUUGCGUCUGCGGUCGUCGUCUAUCUAUCUAUCUAUCGGAACCGCUUACGCUCAUCGUAGCCCUGUGCCCAUCUCGCACUUAACGUAGCUCGGCCGACCGACCGAACCCCUCCAAUCGGUCGGUAACGGCUCUGACGUGCAGAAAUUGCCGUACCGAGGUUCACCCCGAACAAAACAGGAUGUUCCGGGAAGCUAGAUUCUAUUUGCAUCUGGCGGGCCGGCCGGCCGACAACAAUCCAUCCGAUCGUCUUUUCGGACUUUGGUCAUUGAUUACGAAAGCCAAAAGGGCCCGUCAAGUGUAGUCAAAAGCCCCCCCGGAUAGCCGGAGCUGUUAAGAAGGCGACGGGUGGCCAUCCAUGCCUACCAAAGUUCACCUUUCUUUCCAUGUCUGCUUCACCUCUAGAGUCUCUUCAGAGCGGUGGCGAAAGUAGCAAGGUAAAAGGGUUUUGGUUGUUGUUUUUUUCUCAGCUUGUGGCAGGCAGGCAGGCAGGCAGGCAGGCAGGCAUUUGUUCCUUUUCAUUCAUUGUCUAACCUGUGCCAAAAUGAUUCCUAGGCAAAUGUAUUGCUGCACCAGAGCCGUCCGUAUUUGGCGAAAUGAACCUUUUCAAGGUUGGCCGUGACAUGUAGCAUUCCUUUUGUUUCAUAAGUGAACAUUGACACUGACUCACCAUUUUAAAGAAGCAAACAAAGCCUCUUUGACAGAGCAGAGCUUCAAAUCCUCCCGGUCCAGAUUUCAUUGACACACACACACACACACACACUCACGCGUGACAGGCAAACAACUCCGGAGCGCGGGAUGGAUUGACGCGUGGCAAGCAAGUUCAAAGCAAGGACGUGGGGAUCAUCUGCAAACAAACAAACGUGAUAUGUCCUGGGAGCUCAAGCAAUGUGGCAAGCCUCACUUUGACAGCUCGGACCAGGCGACUCGUAUUCGCCGCAUCACUAACCGGCUACGCUGCCCGCGACAGGUCUGGAGUACAAGCAAUAACAAAACGAGGCCCUUUGAGUUUCAACAGUGUGCAGCGAAAAAUAGGGCAAUUAUAAAAGAAAAAACCCAUCACAUCUCCCGCUAGCGAAGCGGAUCACGGCUAAUUGCGUCUUUGCGGGAGCACGCAACGGCUGAAACCACACUCAAAAGCUACCAAGUCAUCCCAAAGCGUGAUGCUUAGAAGGAGCAAAGGGAGAGAAAAGAAACAAAUGUUCAGCCUUCUACGUCAAAGAGCAGACGUGCCCAAAGUUCAUUUUGUAGGGGCAUCGCGUGCUCAAAAGUCUGCCUUUCCAAAGCACCAAAUGUGACGGAAAACAGCAUUCACCUUUGGGGUGGAUCGCUACAAGGAGCGCUGACUUUGACCGUGUCCGGAAGCACUUGACGGCAAUGGCGUGCACUCCUCAGAUUCAGCCGGUCUUUGCCGUCUAACCCGAGCCCAAACAGGAAGUGGGUUAUGGGACGUUGAGUCAUAUCAAGCAGCAGCAGCAGCAGCAGCAGCAGCAGCAGCAGCAGCAGCAGCAGCAGCAGCAGCAGCAGCAUCACAACAACAACAAUGUCACGGCAGCCAUGACGACGGGAGACGAGCGGCGGCGGACGGCGGAGGAGUCGUAAUGAUCAUGUGGCCCCCGAGAGGAUGAUCAGCUCAGCGGCGGCCCGUCCGGAUCGCUCAGCCGCCUCGUCUCAGGUGAUUAGGGAAAGCCCGCCGGACGCCGAGUCAGCACACUCGCACGCUGAGAUGACCCAGGAACAGUGCAGUCAUAGGAACAAUGUCCAGAGUUCGGAGCAAGCGCAAGUGUACAAAGUGGGAAUCUACGGCUGGAGGAAACGCUGCCUUUACUUCUUUGUGCUGCUGCUGAUGAUCCUCAUCCUGGUCAACCUGGCGCUCACCGUCUGGAUCCUCAAGGUCAUGAACUUCACCGUCGAUGGCAUGGGCAACCUGAGAAUAACAGAGAAGGGCCUCAAGCUGGAAGGCGACUCGGAGUUUCUUCAACCUCUCUAUGCCAAAGAAAUCCAGUCCAAACCGGGUCGCCCCCUGUACCUGCAGUCGUCCCGAAACGUAUCGGUCAACAUCGUCAACAGCAACAACCAGCUGCUCACGCAACUCGUAACAGGAUCCGGUGGGUUCAAAGCGCGAGGCAAGAUGUUUGAGGUCAAAUCCACAUCCGGCAAACUCCUCUUCUCGGCCGACGAGCAGGAGGUGGUGGUGGGCGCCGAGAGGCUCCGGGUGAUGGGCGCCCAGGGAGCCGUGUUCAGCAAGUCGGUGGAGACGCCGCACGUCCGGGCCGAGCCUUUCAAGGAGUUGCGGCUGGAGUCUCCCACCCGCUCCCUGCUCAUGGAGGCCCCCAAAGGCAUCCAGAUCCUGGCCGAGGCCGGGGACAUCCAAGCCAUCUGCAGGAACGAGCUGCGACUGGAGUCCAAAGACGGAGAGAUCUCGCUGGACGCCCGCCGCAUCCGCCUGAUGCGUCUGCCGGAGGGCAAGGCGUCCACCGCCGGCGCCUCGUCGUCCGGCACCAGGCAGACGGUCUACGAGGUUUGCGUUUGCCCCAACGGGAGACUUUUCCUCUCCCAGGCCGGCACCGGAUCCACCUGCCAAAUCAGCAACAACGUCUGCCUCUAGGAUUAGAGACACGGGGACUCGCACGGGAACUGAUCACGGAGGCCCUGAUCCGUAGUUUUCUAAAUAAGCGGGGCAGGGGGCGGAGCCUCUGGACGCUGUAUUUAUUACGUCAUAUUCCGGGAAUUCAAUCAGCUCGACUAACUGAAACUAACGUGUUUAUUUGUUUGUUUGUUUGUUUGUUUGUUUGUUUUAUGUUCCUUGCUCCGGACAGAUUCUUGGGAAUAUCCAAGAGGAAUAAUUGCUUUGAAAUGCCGUGACCCUAAACUGCCAUACACACCUUUUGUCGCAUGAGCCCGGCCGGAGAGGUGAGAGUCUCCCAUCAGGUGAGAGACUCCGAUCCGGUGGCCGAGCCCCGCCCACUCUCCCGUGGCUUUGGAAUGGUGCUUUUUGGUCACUUUGAGGAUUUACUGCGACACCACUGAUGUAUUAGACUGCCACCCUAAUGUCAAGCUAAUGUUGUUGUUGUUGUUGUUGUUGUUUUUUUUUAUCCUACCCUUGAGUUUUCAAACAUUGUUUAAAAAACAACAACAGAAAGCAUUUGCAUUCAAGCACAUUGUAAUGCUGGAUGCUCUCUCAAAGCGACAAGCUCCAAUUUCAGGUUCCCAUUGUCAGAUGCUUUCGAGUUUGUGCAUAAAUGAGGUUGCUAUCCUUGUUCAAAACGCUGGAAGGUUGAGCGCGGGCUGAAAUUUUGAAAGCAUUUGCGUAUUUUCCCACGCUCCCGUGCGCUCUUAGCAGAACAAGCGGCAGGUCUAUAAAGGUGUCCUCGGUUUGAAACGAGGUCGGGGGCUUUCGGCGUCGUAAAACUACCAGAGCCCACUCGAGUUUUCAGUGUCUCUGAGACAAACGGCGGAAGCGACAGAGGAUGUGUCACCAAAAAACGCAUUCAACUCCUCCAAAAAACCCGAAAGCCUACGGUGAGGGAUUUGUGUGUGCCCGGCCAACAUCCCGGCGAAUUACGCGAAACGGUUCCGACAAAAUAUGCGACUCGUGCCGAAAUGUCCCCGUGUUUUGUUGUUUUUGUUUUCCCUUUUCCGUCGUGCCGCCAUCUCAGCUCCAGUUUGGUGGCAAUUGUUUGGACUGCGAUGCGUUCUGUGGUCAGCCCUUCUUGUUUCUUGCACAAGGAGGAAGUGCGCCUGUGCCUUACACUUGUGGCAAAAAGAAGCACAUCAUCAUCAUCAUCAUCAUCACCACCACCACAUGGCCUCCACUUUGCCGCCAUCCCAACGCAACGAGCAUCCCGAAUUCAUCAUGUCCCAAAAUCUCAUGUCCUCAAAUAAUGCGCAAAUGGAAAAUAAAUCAAGAGCCGCUACGGCUCGCCACAUUGAGAUCCUCAUAAGGCAACGAUCGCUCAACACCAAGAAGAGGGAGUUGACGAGCUACUAAUCAAUCAAUAAUUGGCCACUAUUUGAUGAAAUGCGGUGUUUUUUCAAUUUGUACACUCUGUGUUAUGCCUUUCGAUUUGAAUCGUGUUCACACUUUCUCACAGUCGUGUGUGUGUGUGCGUGCUGAGUGUUAAAUGUGUGCUACUUUGACUUUUGACCUUUGGUUUGGUUUUUCUGCCCAAACUCAAAAGACGACCAAGAAGGGAAGCGACGCUUGGAUUGAAAUCGGCUUGGUUUUUUGGGGUUUAUUCUUCAGUCCAUAACUUGACAACCAUGGACGUUUUUUUUUUAAACUUGCCAGAAUAAAGAGGCAUUGUUCAGAAAGAUCGCA
Messenger RNA from Syngnathus typhle (broad-nosed pipefish), 4775 nucleotides. RefSeq names its product sarcoglycan, delta (dystrophin-associated glycoprotein) (gene sgcd). Gene Ontology annotation, cellular component: sarcoglycan complex; sarcolemma. The transcript has 15 exons. The record is from RefSeq and is a predicted model, not a curated record. NCBI's taxonomy places the organism in Eukaryota, Metazoa, Chordata, Actinopteri, Syngnathiformes, Syngnathidae. Gene Ontology annotation, biological process: heart contraction; cardiac muscle tissue development. Bases 2079 to 3062 code for a protein of 327 amino acids.